UGGCGAUGGUCCACUCUGCCAUUGAAGACAUUUUCGGGUGCUCAAUGGCAUAGGUUUUCGCAAAUAAAAAAUGUUCAAAAAACUUACAUCUCAACGACCUUCUCAGGUCGUCCAAGCUCAGCAGCGAGUUCCUCGUUCUUGAGCAUCUUCUUAUCAGUAGCCUUGAACAGGCCAUAGCUACCAAUUGUUAGCCCAUGCCUUGGUAGACCUUUACCUGCCUCGCCAUCAUGAAUUGAUGGUCGAGAUCAAGAGCAAGAGUCGCGACUUACCCUGCCGGCGUCUCGGCAAGCACAAAGAGCGACAUUGUGAAUUAGUUUUGGUUCCUUCCUUCUGGUCUCGCUCUAUUCGAUUGGCGUCGUGGCUUCCUCGCGAGGCACAGUCCGGUUCGUUGUGCGCGGCUGCGAAAGGAAAGAUCGAGGGUGGGCUGGCGAUGGAAAAAUUUCAGAUGAAGCUUGGGAAGGCUCCACUCAAUUUUUUUGGUCUUGGUUCUGGCGCGGAAAGUGUGAUGCAGGUUCUUCGGCUGCCGGAGCUACUUGGUUCCGGUUUCUGCAUCAGGUACGUACCCCCAGCCACUGACUCCUGGCCACUCACGUGUCGACGCUCGCGACAGGAUGUCUGGGCAAGCUUGCGUCGCAGGCUGAGGUUUGUUAGGCGGCCAACUUAAACAAUCCAGUUGAUUCAUCGCCUCGGCCACGAAGACGCCCUAUUGCCCUCAAGACCUGAAAUACGAUAGAUCAAGGCCGACCGAACUACCACGAACGAGAAUCAAGAUGGAGGGUCUUCUCUACAACGUCAACGGCGGCUACGUCGAAGGAAUUGUCCGAGGCUACCGCAACGGUCUUCUCACAGGCGCUGCCUACAACAACUUGACUCAAUGCGAGACGAUUGAUGAUCUCAAGCUUCAGCUUGGCCCUUCAUAUGGCGAUUUCCUCGCUUCCCUACCACCUAACCCCUCGACUUCAGCUCUCGCGGCCAAGACCACCGACAAGCUCAUCUCAGAGUUCCGAUAUGUGCGCGCUCAAGCUGUCGGCUCACUUGCUACCUUUAUGGACUACGUCACCUACGGCUACAUGAUCGACAACGUCGCCCUUCUCAUCACAGGAACCCUUCAUGAGCGGGAUACCCGUGAGCUUCUUGAGCGAUGCCAUCCUCUGGGAUGGUUCGAGACUAUGCCAGUUCUCUGCGUUGCUACAAACAUCGAGGAACUUUACAACAGUGUGCUUAUCGAGACCCCUCUUGCCCCAUACUUCAAGGGCAGUCUUAGCCACCAGGAUCUCGACGAGUUGAACAUUGAGAUUGUGCGAAACACACUCUACAAGAACUACCUUGAGGACUUUUACAACUUUGUCAACACUCACCCUGAGAUGGCUGGUUCACCCACUGCUGAGGUCAUGUCUGAGAUUCUCGAGUUCGAGGCUGACCGCCGAGCCAUCAACAUCACACUCAACUCUUUCGGCACAGACCUUUCCAAGCAAGACCGUAACAAGCUCUACCCCAACUUUGGCAAGCUUUACCCUGAAGGAACUCUCAUGCUCUCCCGAGCUGAGGACCCUGAGGGUGUUCGUCUGGCAGUUGAUGGUGUUCAUGACUACAAGUCUUUCUUUGACACCAUCUCAGUCGGUGGCGGGCCCUCAGGGCCUGGAAACAUGGGUGGCGGCGCUGGUGAGACCAAGACCCUGGAGGAUAUGUUUUACCAGAAGGAGAUGGAGAUUUCCAAGAAGGCUUUCACCAGGCAGUUCACUCACGCCAUUGUCUACGCUUGGGUAAAGCUCCGAGAACAGGAAAUCCGCAACAUUACCUGGAUUGCCGAAUGCAUAGCUCAGAACCAGAAGGAGCGCAUCGGCAACUACAUCAGCGUCUUUUAAAUCGAGUAUGAGUAUUGGCAUCGUUUUCAUUUUUAGCAGGAUUUUGUGUAGUAUAGCAGCAACUGAGCUCGUAAUGGCACGGAUUAGUUCCCACACUGGCGCAAAGGACAGAUAGGUAGAUGCAAAAGGCGGCAUCGUCGCUCCAUCUUUCAGGUGGCUUGUAUUGUACAUAGAGAGAAACAAGUUAUUCUACAAAAUCAUCUCAGCUCUCGCCCUGUCUUACAGCGAGAUCUGGUCCUUCCAUGUCGCAGGUGAAAGACCCAGCUUCUCAACCAUGUGAGUCCAUCGCUCACUUCCCCUCUCCUUGCGGUCCAUGUACUUCAUCAGCUUUUGCCUUCGGUGCAGCAAUAAUCUCAAGUUUCGCUUGUUGUGCUUAUCCUUGUAUCCUCUGUUGAUCUGCAGAGC
This is a messenger RNA of Fusarium odoratissimum NRRL 54006, 2270 nucleotides long. RefSeq names its product V-type proton ATPase subunit D. Lineage: Eukaryota; Fungi; Ascomycota; Sordariomycetes; Hypocreales; Nectriaceae. Bases 771 to 1865 code for a protein of 364 amino acids. The transcript has 4 exons. Gene Ontology annotation, cellular component: proton-transporting V-type ATPase, V0 domain; vacuolar proton-transporting V-type ATPase complex; fungal-type vacuole membrane. Gene Ontology annotation, molecular function: proton-transporting ATPase activity, rotational mechanism. Gene Ontology annotation, biological process: vacuolar acidification; proton transmembrane transport; vacuolar transport. The record is from RefSeq and is a predicted model, not a curated record.